AUGCAACUCUCCGACCAGCUUCAAACUAGCAUCAAAGACCUGGGCGCCGCCAUUGAGGUCAUCGCCGAAAACGCUCGGCACGGAGAUUCAGCUGCUGGUCUCUCGGACGAUGCCGAGACUUGGCGCUCGACUUCUCCGACGGGGCCUACGGGCAACCACGCGGCCUCGCCGGAGGACGUUCGUCGGGCCAGGCGGAGCGCCGUCUGUCUCGCUCACCGACUGCUUACCCUUCUCACCGAGCCGGCUGAGUUUAUCCAGGAUCUUGCCAGGCAGAACCAACUUCUUGCCUGUCUUCACUGGCUCGGCGAAUUCCAGGUACUGGCCUGCAUCCCACUCACGGGGUGCGUGCCGAUGAAGGACGUGGCCGAUCUGGCCGGGGUGCCCGCGACGCAGUUGUUUCGGACUAUCCGCUUCACCGCGACGGCGGGCUUCUUGUGUGAGCCUGAGCCGGGCCACGUUGCCCACACGCCGCUGUCCGCUCCCUUCGUGGCCGAGCUGUCGUACCUAGACGCUGCUAUGUUUCUUGCCGAGACGGCCGCCCCGGCCGCACUCCGCAUGGCCGCGGCCACUCGGAGGUUCGGGGAUACUGCGUCUCAGCCGGCCGAGACGGCGUACGGACUGGCGUUUGAUGCCGGCCCCCGUGGCUUCCAGGGCGCGCUUGAGCAGAGGACCAAGCUCCAGCGUCAGUGGCCGGCGUUUGCUGGUCAUCUGGUUGCGAUGGAGGAUAGCAUUUCCGAGCUGCUCGGUAAGCUGGAUUGGACGAGCCUUGGCAGUUCGUGCAUUGUCGAUAUAUCUGGCGACAACGCUGGUGUGGCCAUGGCCACCGCCCUGGCCGAGAACUACCCCUCACUGCGCUUCGUCGUGCAAGUCAACAACACCAAUAACAAUAGCAACGAUCACACCCUCUCUUCAUCCACAUCCACACCUCCCAGUCCCCACAUCACAAUCCACCCCCGAGUUCCUGGCACGCUCCAACCCAUCACCACGGGCGCGGUCUACAUCCUCCGUCUGGCGCCGGCCCUGCUGCACUGGCGUGUGCGCGUGAAACGCGAACUCGCCGCGCACUGGGCCGUCCUCCGUGGCAAUCCUGCCGCGACCUUGCUGCUGAUCGCGCCGUUGCUGCUGCUGCCCGAGUCCGAGCCCGAGCGGGCUGAGGCUGACGAACGAUUGGGGAGUGCCGGGCCCGGGUUCGGAGGCGGGGCAACGGCCGGAGGCCGAGGGACGACCGAGGCCGGUGGUGGUGGGUGUGUUGAAGGCGCGGCGCGUGUGCGAGACCUGGUCUUGUUGCAGUUGGUGGGGGGGGAUGAGGAAGGGGUAGUGGGGAUGCGGGAGCUGGUGCAAUUGGUGAGGAGUGUUAAUGGGAAUGGUGUGAAUGGUGUGAGCGGUGUGAACGGUGGCGGUGGCGUUGACGGAGGGUGCUUGGCGGUGGUCAAGAAGUUGCGGUUGAAAGACAGUGCGACGGUGGCGCUGGGAAUCCGAUACCAGCCCGAUCAAGCGGGCCAUGAUUGA
Molecule: messenger RNA, 1509 nt
Organism: Dichotomopilus funicola
Lineage: Eukaryota; Fungi; Ascomycota; Sordariomycetes; Sordariales; Chaetomiaceae
Exons: 3
Coding region: 1-1509 (502 amino acids)
Molecular function (GO): methyltransferase activity
Source: RefSeq, a predicted model, not a curated record